AAACACUGUAGCAAGAGUGACAACGACUCAUGUGCGAGAGAGAGAAGAUAAGGCAGUACAGUAAAAGGAGAAGAAAAAAUAAGAUGAAAAUAUAGGAACUUUUUUUUACAUGUCCCCUUCUUCAUCAAUCAAAAGGCCCCAUUUCUCGCCUCUUGUCAUGGAACACAAACCCUCAAACCCAAAUCCCCAACCAAACAUGGCGCUAGCCAUCAUCGACGACGACGCCAAGAAGAAGCAGCUUGCUCCCAAGCGUACCUCCAACAAGGACCGCCACAAGAAGGUUGAGGGCCGUGGCCGCCGCAUCAGGAUUCCUGCCCUCUGCGCUGCUAGAAUCUUCCAGCUCACUCGGGAGCUCGGGCACAAGACGGACGGAGAGACGAUCCAGUGGCUGCUGCAGCAGGCCGAGCCUUCGAUCGUGGCUGCCACAGGCACCGGAACGAUUCCGGCGUCUGCCUUGGCGGGUGCAGGGUCCUCUGUUUCGGAACAGGGGAGCUCUGUGUAUUCGCGGCUGGUGGAGAGUGGGAUGGGGAUUAGGGCGAGCUCAAUUUCGAUGAUGAAUGAAGGGAUUUGGCCUUCCUUCAAUGGAUUUGGAUCAGCAAUAUUCCAGAAUGCAAAUAUUCAAAGCGCCAAUCGUGGUGUGAAGCUAGGGUUUGAGUUCCCCGUGCCCGGGCUGGAGCUGGGGCUCUCACAAGAGGGGCAGAUGGGGCUUAAUCUGCAAGCUUUUAGCCAUUUUUAUCAGCAUAUUGGGGAUUGCAGCGGCGGAGAUCAGAAUCAAGGGAAGGAGAAUUCGCAGGGAUGAGGCCACUAGUUUGAUUUAGAUUGAUUCAGGACGAUGAUUGACUGUCGAUUGCUUAAGAUGAAGCAAGCUGCGAUCAUCCAUGGUCUUGCUACUUGUGUUUUCUGCUCAGCUCAAUUCAGUGCCCACGCAAACAGUGUGGAGUAGAGUAUGUGUGGAAUGAAGAUUGGUUGUGAUUUUAGUUUGUGGUAUCCAAUUUUGAGGUGUGUUGUCACAUAAUUAAUGUUGGUUUGUAUUAAUUAGUAGUACAAUGAUGAUGAGUUGUCGUUGGCUUGCUUGUUUGUUACAAGUUGGGAAAGUUUCUUGAAAUACAAGAUAUGAGUAACACAUAUAUGUAUGCCCUAGUGUUUGGGAAUUGGGAUUGCACUUUUACUUUUCUUAUAAGUAAUUACUCCAAA
Messenger RNA from Salvia splendens (bonfire salvia), 1194 nucleotides. Its product is annotated as transcription factor TCP20. The record is from RefSeq and is a predicted model, not a curated record. The transcript is spliced from 2 exons. Gene Ontology annotation, molecular function: sequence-specific DNA binding; DNA-binding transcription factor activity. Gene Ontology annotation, cellular component: nucleus. Bases 110 to 799 code for a protein of 229 amino acids. NCBI's taxonomy places the organism in Eukaryota, Viridiplantae, Streptophyta, Magnoliopsida, Lamiales, Lamiaceae.